This is a messenger RNA of Laccaria bicolor S238N-H82, 699 nucleotides long. RefSeq lists its product as uncharacterized. Lineage: Eukaryota; Fungi; Basidiomycota; Agaricomycetes; Agaricales; Hydnangiaceae. The record is from RefSeq and is a predicted model, not a curated record. The transcript is spliced from 8 exons. The coding region runs from base 1 to 699 and encodes 232 amino acids.
AUGGAACGAACCUUUGAUGACUCUUUUCCCCUCGAAGUCCGCUGCACAUCGUCCUCCGCCUCAUGGCUCAGCCAGCUCUCCUUGCCCGAGUUCUGGCAGUGGUAUGUAGAGCUGACUGAUGAGGUAAUUGAACGGGCAAGAUCUGUCUGGGGUGGCGUUGGUGUUGGUUUGGGCGACGAGUGCUUGAAUAUGAUUGGCGCGGAUCUCAAGCAAGUACGCCGCUGUACGCAGUCACACAUUCCAUGUGUGGGAAGUGAGGUCGCUAUGCGAAGCUGUGGAACUUGGCGCCUAAAAUCAUUCCUAAACCCUCACAACAUGAACUUCAAUGAGCAGGCGCAAACUGGGAACUUCUUGGAUCAAAUGGAAGGAGACUUACCAGGACAAGCGAAUGUGAACGAUGGGUAUAUCAAGUUGUGCGACGGCGUAGGGACAAUCGGCCGCCAUCUACUCUCCAUCGAGGCCAGCGGAAUCCCAGGAGAGGUACGACUAUCAACAUCUGUAAGACAUAAUUACAUUUCUUAUUCACGAACCGGUACUUCGAUCCAGUCACCUACUAGCCAUCGAGGCCAGCGGAAUCCCAGGAGAGGUACAACACCAAGUACGAAUGCAUACUUCAUCACAACAUUGUCAUCUAACUUCACCGGUCAGAUCAUAUCGUUUCUCGAGACUUAUCGGAUGAGGAAGGCGACGAGUGUAUAG